Molecule: messenger RNA, 1149 nt
Organism: Penicillium samsonianum
Lineage: Eukaryota; Fungi; Ascomycota; Eurotiomycetes; Eurotiales; Aspergillaceae
Exons: 1
Coding region: 1-1149 (382 amino acids)
Cellular component (GO): membrane
Molecular function (GO): palmitoyl-(protein) hydrolase activity
Source: RefSeq, a predicted model, not a curated record
AUGCCCCAGCAAAUAGCUCCAGUUGAUCGAGCGGUCUUCUCUCGCUACUUCUCUGCCACAGCAGUCAAGCGUGUCACCAUCGGCGGCGUCAUGAUUCCUCAGCUUUUUGUGCCGCCAGCUAUGUUCGUCGGAAUGCUCCUGACUCUGUGGGCCUGGAAAUGCUUUUGGAUCAUUGUGAUGCAAGACCGGCUCAUGUACAUGUCCUGGAUGCCUCCAUUCUCUCGCUCAGAGAAUAUGGACGAUUAUGAAAUCGAGUGUCGCCCUGUGCAGUGGCAGGAGUCCUACUUCCGAAGUCUGGAUGGCACGAAGUUGGCCAUUUGCAUCGGCACCAUUCCCCAGAGGGUUUCUUCGCCUUCUCUUUUGCCUUCUCCUUCUCUAGAGCAGCGUAAGCGACAUGUGGUGAUCUGUUAUUUUCAAGGCAAUGGGGGUUCCAUGCCCCCGCGGCUGCCGAUUCUCUCCACAGUGCUGCGAGCGUUGACUUCCUCAACAUUCUCCUCUUCUUCUUCCCCACCCACCGAUUACACGUUGGUGGCUCUAUCCUACCGUGGCUACUGGAAAUCCUCCGGUCGCGCAUCGCAAAUUGGGCUUGAGCGGGACGGCCAAGCUCUCCUAGACUGGGUUACAGAAACCUACUCGGCCCCCGAUACCGAUCUCAAAGUUGUUCUCUGGGGUCACAGCCUAGGCUCCGCGGUCGUGAGCCAUACUACAGCCACCUAUCUCAACCGUUUAACCUCUAGCGAGGGAGACGGUCCAGAUCACCCAGUCUCGGGGAUUGUAUUAGAAACCCCAUCGACCAGCACUAAAGAUAUCCUGAAGAAUCUGUACCCCCAACGAUGGCUGCCCUAUCGAUACCUGUGGCCUUUUCUUUGGAACAAUUGGAGUACCGCCGUGGCAAUUACCCGGAUUGCUCGCUGGCGGGACGAUGCUCCAGAAGAACGGAGAGAACCCCCCGCGAUCCUGUUGCUCAUCGCGGACCAGGAUGAGAUGAUUCCGUCCACGGCGGCGGAUGAGUUGGAGCGGUUAUGUCGACAGAAUGGGUUGGAGGCCGAGCGGAAGAGUGUCGCGGGUGCGCUGCAUACGGAGGCUUUAUUGAAGCGUGAAGGGCGGGAAACUCUCCUGGCAUUUAUUCGCCGAGUGACACAAAAAUAG